GUAUUUUCGUUGAAAGUAAUGGAUAAAAUUGCACAAUGCAAGCUGUGCCUGGAAAAGCCUGCAAAUAUGCAGCUGGACGUUAAGAAAUUUCAACCGACAACAGCUAUGCUGCAAAAACUUUUCGAGUUGUACAAUAUUGAGGCCGUUGUUGAUGAAUUGGGCAACAGCAUCUGCGACUAUUGCAUGGCUGAAGUGCUUAACAUGUGUGAAAAUCUACGCUGCUGGCAGCAGGCGCAAAUGCAAUACAAAGUCAAUGGAGUGACGAAAGAGGCGGCCUUUUUGGAAUUUAAUCUAAAUGUUCUUAUUCAAAAGGAUGGAGAGGAAGACCAGGAGGAGGAGAACCACGUAGAGCAAGUGGAUGCAAGCAAAGAGUUGUAUGUGGAAGAGUACGAAUUUCUCGAUGACAAUCAAAGUGAUAAGGAAUCAUAUGGAACAGAUACCAAGGAUGAAAAUAUUGGCAUUGCAAUCGCGGCCGAAGGCUUUGUGCUUGGUAAAGUAGCCAAGGGACAUUUUGGAGCCGAAAUAUCGUGCCACUAUUGCAAUACGCAGCUAGCUACCAUAAGGAGGUUACAACAGCACGUUCACAAACAUAGCAGCUUGACUUACAUGUGCCGCAGUUGUGGGACAUCGUUUGAGACCCCAACCGAAUUGCAGCAGCACCAGAUAAUGGAGAAUCAUAGCAGACCAGCAGGUGAUAAACAGGAUGCGGUGGAUUUCCGCUGUCAACAAUGUGGACGCGUGUUUGAACGAUUAUUUUGCCUGUGCCGGCACGAGCGAGAAGUCCAUUUGAAUGAGGCAGAUUACUUUAAAUGCGAUAAUUGCGACGAAGUAUUUAAAUACAAACAAAUUUACGAGAAGCACCUGAAGAAACACCUUGGCAUUGCAGAGAAGCCUACGUUGCGCUUCACAUGUGCAACUUGCAACAAGUCCUUUUCUCGCCGCUUCCAACUGACCACGCAUGAGCGCCUGCACACUGGCGAGAAGCCGCACAAAUGCGAUGAGUGUGGCAGACUGUUUGCACAUCGCGGCAAUCUGGUGCUGCAUAAACGCAAUUUGCACGCCGGCGAGCGCCGUUUUGAGUGUGAUAUGUGUUUGGCCCGUUUCUCGACGAGCACACACUUGAAAAAGCAUCGAAUGCACCACCAGCCAACCAAUACAAGCAAUAGCAAGAGAACCAAACUUUCAAAAUAGCCUCUUCUGAUCUCCGUAGAUCAGCUCCAACAUGUUCCAUAGCUGUUAAAGUGCCACAGAAAUAGUUAAAUUGUUUAUCUUAUAAGUAUCUGUAUCUAUCUAUGCAUAUUAAAUAUUAUUUCUAUUAGUUUUAACAAA
Molecule: messenger RNA, 1329 nt
Organism: Scaptodrosophila lebanonensis
Lineage: Eukaryota; Metazoa; Arthropoda; Insecta; Diptera; Drosophilidae
Gene: CkIIalpha-i1
Product: zinc finger protein 664
Exons: 2
Coding region: 19-1191 (390 amino acids)
Biological process (GO): regulation of transcription by RNA polymerase II
Cellular component (GO): nucleus
Molecular function (GO): DNA-binding transcription factor activity, RNA polymerase II-specific; RNA polymerase II transcription regulatory region sequence-specific DNA binding
Source: RefSeq, a predicted model, not a curated record